GAUCCCCGGCGGUUGACCCGCCGCAGCGAUCCCCAGCUGCUAACUCGUCUGGGCGAUCCCCAAUGGCUGAGCAGCCUCGGCAAUCCUCGGCGACCCGAAGAAGACGGUCUCGUUCGAGCUCGAGCUCCAGCUCGAGUUCGAGUUCAAGCUCGAGCUCUAGUUCGAGCUCCAGUUCAAGCGGAACAUCAUCCAGUUGCACAUCGUGCAAAUCCGUUAAAAGUAUACGCGAUCUCAAGCGGAUUCCUAAAAUUACAUCCUCGAAUAUGAAGAGAAAAGCAAAUGAACAAGAAGGCAACGAGCAGAAGAAGAAGAAGGCAGGAGAGAGAGAGACGUCACCAAAACCAGGAACAUCUACAAUGACUUCAGGUAAAAAUGCUUUAACAGUAAAUUAGUUUUAUUUUGUAUAAUUUUUUUGUUCGUUUAAUUUUUUCAGAGGUUACGAGACUAGUACCGAGACGUGGUAUUUUACAAUUGAAAAGGACAGACA
Molecule: messenger RNA, 487 nt
Organism: Nasonia vitripennis (jewel wasp)
Lineage: Eukaryota; Metazoa; Arthropoda; Insecta; Hymenoptera; Pteromalidae
Exons: 2
Coding region: 63-392 (109 amino acids)
Source: RefSeq, a predicted model, not a curated record